CUUUAUUUUGAAAAGCAAACUUUUUUUAUUUUGAAGAACGAUCCAGGAAGUAGCAGAACAAAAACAACUACAAUUGUGUUCAAUGCUCUAUGGUGUGAACUGUGUAGUCUGAAGACGUUGACUUUACACUGCAAUGCAAAUUGCUAUAACAUAAGUGUUUAACAUAAACAUAGUGCUAAGGACAUGUCCGAUACUGUCGCAUUUCAUGCUCAGCUAGCCUCCAUCGUCGAGGUAUUGGCGAAUGCAGCCGUUGCCGAAAUCUGCAAACUUGUAGAUGACGGCCAUGCUGCUUUACGUUUGGAAAUUUCCCAUGGCCAGAAAGAAAUUGAGAACUUGCGGAGGAAGCUGGUUUUGACAAAAUGUCAGACUUCUCGACGGAGCUCAGAGAGAUUUGGAGCCCUGCGACGCACAGUUCACAGGCACGUGGACACAAAUCAUGUUGCCCGGGGAAGAGGGAGCUUUGUAGUGAAGUCGACAGGCAGACUUGGAUAUUUGAAGAAUCGUUUUGACGACAUUGAAGAGGGCAACUUCAUGCAGGAUGUCACUACCUGGAAAGACGCUGGACGCACAGCGACAGACCAUAAUGGGGGCAUGCAGAUGGCAGAUAUGCAAGAGGAAACUUGUGUCAAAAUGGAGAACCUUGACACCAGUACAAUAGAAGAGAUUGUCCAACCAGUCAGUGAGAGCAGUGAGAAGAUCAUUGUGGCAGAACCAGGUUCUUCAUCAUCUACUGAAACCACAGACCAUCUGGACCAGCAGGGCAACAGACACAGAGCUCCAGACACCUCACUCAAUAUAGAACCUGAAAACCAGACGUUCCAGCAUCCAGCAUCACAAUACAGCAGAGCAAGACAGGACCAUCAGGUUGCUGAGGGUGUGACCUGGGAAACUGACCAUCAACCCAUAGAAUACAGCCUGUCCCAAUGGACAGAGAACCAAGAGACUGACAACCCAACUGUGAAUGCUCCUCACAAUGCAGGGCCAGACUCCAAGAGGCUGUCUGGACAUCCAGAGAGGAGAGGGGCGCCAGGUAACUCUGGGGUCUGCAUGUCUGCUUCAGGCUCUCUGGACUGGCUGCCUGAUGUGGUGAUGGUGGACUCAGUUCCCAUUAAAGUGGAGGCAGAUAUGAGUUCAGAAUGGAGCAUAACUGGCCAAGAGGUGACAUCUGGAGAGGUUUGUUCAGACAGCAGGCAGCUUGUGGACAACAGAGGAAGAGGGGGAAUGGAGUUUGGACAGACAACAUGUCCCCCUGACACUCAACAUGUAGAGCAAGGGAGAACUGUAGGACCAAGGUCCAAGUUUCCAGAUAUCAAUGGACUGUCCAACCGAAACAGCUUUUCAUCCCCAAGGGUUACUCUCCACCAGGUUCCCCAAAGAGGGAAGCCAGCACCCUUCCCGAAUUUCAACAGAGGCUCCACUUCUUCAUCGAAAGGCAUAGAAAAGCAGCAACAACAGCUGACGUCUCACUCCAGCAAGAGAUAUCUCCGGUGCAGCCUCUGCGGAAAGCCAUUCCCCCAGGCGUACCUAAGCAGGCACAUGCGGGUCCAUACGGGGGAGAAACCGUACGGCUGCAGCCACUGCACCAAGCGCUUCUCCCACAGCCACCAGUUGAAGAGGCAUGAGAGGGUCCACACCGGAGAGAAACCGUUUCAAUGUGUCUACUGUGGGAAGUGCUUCACCCAGUCCUGUCACAUGAAGAAGCACCUCCUCGUCCACACUGGCGGCAGGCCACAGGACGUUGUGCUGCCCUAAGUGUUCCUGGCUAUAGUUCAGACUAGAUACAGAUCUAGGAUCAGCUUCCUCUCCCACAAUCCUAACCUGGACCAUUAGUGGAUUUUUUGUAUUCUUUAAACUGACCCAACAUCAGCAUCUAAGGGCAACUUCACACUACUCCUCCCAGUGUAAUGAUAGGCAGGGCCUGGAGUUUUUCCUCACCACGUGACCAGGCCAGGGAAAAACUCCUGGCCCUAGUUGUAAAUGGAAUGUCUCAACACUACUGUGGUUUAUAUAUGAAUACUGGGUCCAUGUGUUUUUCACUUUGAAUGGUUUCCUCAUUGAACGCUUCCCUCUGUGUGUAGUGGUCGUGUUUUCAGGACAACUGGCUUGAUGCUUGGUCCAGCGUGGAUUGAUCAUGUAUAAGUUAUUACAGGUGAAGAUUUUAAACGUAUUUUAGUCCGUUAGCAGACGCUCUUAUCCAUAGCGACUUACAAGAGCAUUUAGGGUUAAGUGCUGUGCUCAAGGGCACGUUGACAGAUUUUUCAGCUUGUCGGCUAGGUGAUUCCAACCUGCGACCUUUCAGUUAUUGGCUCAACACUCUUAACCGCUUGGCUACAUCCUUAUGAAUUUGUAUUUGUGCAGUGGGGAACCAAAGUACAAUAAUUAAGACUACAUUUCCAUUAACCUGUCAAUAAGACAGAUUCCCUAUCAGACUGAUAGACUGUAACGAUGUAGAUAGAUUUCAUAUCAUUGUGAACAGAGUUCUGGAAGCACUGGACAGGUGCCUGGGCGAGCAAGGCCUGUUGGUGGUUGAGAGUUUGUUGCUCGUCUCUGUUCGUACUUGGACGCAGGGAUGAGGAGGAGGAAGGCGCUGGGUUCCCAGACGCCAGCACACACCUUGCCCUGGAAACGAACCUGGCGUCCCAGCAGUUACAAGGAGAGAGAGAGUGCUGACUGGAAUGAGAUCUGAUCCUGAACCCAAGUAGUUACUGAAAGGAGAAGCCAGGACAUUGUGGUUACAGGUCACUGUGAAGGACAACAUGUUAUUUAGGUGUUUAGCUAUGACUCAAGACUAUCAGAAAUCCCUUUGGCUAUUUAUAUACAGUACCAGUCAAAAGUUUGGACACACCUACUCAUUCCCAAGUGGGCUCCAGAGUGACGCAGCGGUCUUAGGCACUGUGUCUCAGUGCUAGAGGUGUCACUACAGACUCUGGUUGGAUUCCAGGCUGUGUCACAACCGGCCGUGAUUGGGAGUCCCAUAGGGCUGCUCACAAUUGGCCCAGCGUAUUCUGGGCAAGGGUUUGGCCGGGGUAGGCUGUCAUUGUAAAUAAGAAUUUGUUUUUAACUGACUUGCCUA
This is a messenger RNA of Oncorhynchus mykiss (rainbow trout), 3073 nucleotides long. RefSeq lists its product as uncharacterized. NCBI's taxonomy places the organism in Eukaryota, Metazoa, Chordata, Actinopteri, Salmoniformes, Salmonidae. The record is from RefSeq and is a predicted model, not a curated record.